GAGUUUGGAAGACAAAAGACAUGUUUACCAUUUGAGUUUGCUCUCUUGACUGUCGGAGUGUUUCAGGUGUUCUGCUCGUUUACUGUUUGCUACAAAUAUGGAGGAAGUCUCACCAACCACAGAAGAUUACUGGGUCUUUGACUAUGACGGUGUCACCUGGUCCCCGAACGCGAGCAGGAGUCAUGCAGCCCCGUGCUUACAGGAGGACAGCUACACUUUUGCACAGAGAUACUCGCCAGUUGUUUACGUUAUGGUGUUCCUCCUGGCUUUAGUGGGCAACGUGCUAGUGCUGUGUGUGAUCCGACGCUACAGGAACUCUCACAGUGGAGGAGCCUGUGCCUUCUCUCUGACGGACACCUUCCUCCUUCACCUGGCCAUCUCUGACCUCCUGCUGGCCUUCACCCUGCCCCUGUUUGCGGUGCAGUGGGCUAGCCAGUGGGUGUUUGGCUUGGCUGUUUGCAAGAUCUCCGGUGCCCUCUUCUCCCUGAACCGCUACAGUGGCAUCCUUUUCCUGGCCUGCAUCAGCUUUGACCGUUACCUGGCCAUCGUUCACGCUGUCAGCUCUGGCUGGAAGCGCAACACCUGCCAUGCCCAGAUUGCCUGCACCCUCAUCUGGGUGGUCUGCCUGGGCCUGAGUGGAAUAGACAUCACCUUUAAACAGGUGGUGGAGGUGAACACUGUGGGACACGAGAAGGUGCUCAUGUGCCAGUUGUGGUUCCCUGAGAACACCCAGUGGCAGGUGGGGCUGCAGCUGGUCAGCCUGAUUCUGGGGUUUGGGCUCCCCUUGUUGAUCAUGCUCUACUGCUACAUCCGCAUCUUCAGGUCUCUCUGCAACGCCACUCGCCUCCAAAAGCGCAAGUCUCUCAGCCUCAUCGUCUCCUUAGUGUCGGUGUUUGUUAUCUGCUGGGCGCCGUACAACUGCUUCCAGCUGGCAGAUAGUCUGCACAGGCUGGGCAUUGUGAUGGGAGGUUGCCAGUUUGGCUAUGUAGUGGACAUUGGGACUCUGAUCACUGAAAGCGUGGGGCUGUCGCACUGCGCCCUAAACCCUCUGCUGUACGGCUUUGUGGGGGUGAAGAUCAGGAGGGAGCUGAUCAGAAUGUGUAAGGGGCUGCUGGGGCAGAGAGGCCUCCUGGGGAUGGAGGGAUGGAGGGAGAGAAGGCUCAGAAAAACCACCAGAUCUUUCAGCUCUGCAGAAAGCGAAGUCACCUCUUUCUCGGUUAUGGUGUGAGGUUAGAGCGACAGGAAGAGGGGUGUGUGUGUGUGUGUGUGUGUGUGUGUGUGUGUGUGUGUGUGUGUGUGUGUGUGUGUGUGUGUGUGUGUGUGUGUGUGUUUGUUUGUGUAUGUGCGUGUGUGUAAGUGCGUGAAAGAAAAGUAGAAAGGAAAAAAAAAUUCAGCUUACUCAUGAAUUUAAAAAUGUUCUCAGAAGGAAACGUGAUAUUUCUUUGUAUGGUGCAGCUUCCAACAUUUAUUCAGUCAUGUCUUCUGCUUCUCAAUAAGACUGAAGUAAAAUCCUUAAGUGAGCCACUUCCCACACGUUAAUGUUGCUGUCAUGCAACUUGUUGCCCGUGCUCAUCAUAUUCAUAUCUCACAUCCUCACACACACACACACACACACACACACACACACACACACACACAGAUUCCACUCUGAUCGUUUGUAGCAUAGAACAAGUUUCAGCUUUCAUUUCCCAUUUUUUCAGGAUACAUAUACAGCUGUUCUCUCACCUGUGUGCUUCAAAACUGUGCAAAAGAGGAAAUGUAUAAAGAUUUUCAUAAUAAAUAUUUUGGAAUAAAAAUAAAGUGUCAAGUUCA
Cottoperca gobio is the source of this 1812-nucleotide messenger RNA. RefSeq names its product chemokine (C-X-C motif) receptor 3, tandem duplicate 2 (gene cxcr3.2). Gene Ontology annotation, cellular component: external side of plasma membrane; membrane. NCBI's taxonomy places the organism in Eukaryota, Metazoa, Chordata, Actinopteri, Perciformes, Bovichtidae. Gene Ontology annotation, biological process: G protein-coupled receptor signaling pathway; cell chemotaxis; positive regulation of cytosolic calcium ion concentration. Bases 98 to 1228 code for a protein of 376 amino acids. The record is from RefSeq and is a predicted model, not a curated record. Gene Ontology annotation, molecular function: C-C chemokine binding; C-C chemokine receptor activity. The transcript is spliced from 2 exons.